Messenger RNA from Symbiodinium pilosum, 1388 nucleotides. NCBI's taxonomy places the organism in Eukaryota, Dinophyceae, Suessiales, Symbiodiniaceae. The record is from the annotation of a GenBank genome assembly.
GCCCCGAUCCUCCUGGCCCCGAGCUUCGACGCAAAAGAGCUGCGUGCCACUUGCAGCCAGUGCCCCCACGGGCUGACCUUCGGCGUCUUCAAGCAUGGCCUAAGCACCGUGAGCACCCCAAGGCUUCACUGCGGCCAUGCGGCAACCCUGGUCCAAGGCUUCACGGAGCGCUGCGACUGCAAGGCGCACCAGGUGCACGACCAGCAAUUCAGUGACCAGGUACAGGUGUCGCAGACGCGAAGCUACUGUGUGGACUGCCCACGCCACCACGAAGACCAUGAGGAUGAAUGCCGGAAGUGCCCGAUGCACAAGGCCUGGUCAGAUGGUGCGGGGCAGCCUUGCAGAUUUUGGCCCGAUGCAGGGGCCGUUCGCGUGCUGGUGUUGGCCGCCCUGGCCUUCGUGCUGCUGGGCUUUACCGCCUUCGAGAUUGUCUGGGCGCCCCUGGCGAUUGUGGACGCGCAAGCGCUUGAGGGCAAGGGCUUUGUCAUCACUGGGCCCAUAUCCCGACUGCCUAAGUUCUUGGCCUCCUACGUGAACCGGAACAUGACCUACCGCAUCCAGGACACCGGGCUGCCAUGGCUUGACAAUCCCAAAGUGGGGAACAUCGCCUUCAAGAGUUUGGGGCGUGGCAAAUGGCAGCUCCCCCCACAGCUGCAGCCGCCCUUUGCCUGUGCCACAAGCCGAGGCUUCUUGACUGCUAGAGGCUAUGGGUCACUGCUGCUGCAGCUUUGGCUGCUGCUCUUUGCCCUGAUCCUGCUUCCCACCGCCCUUGCCGUGGCGGCGAGCUACGAGAACGACGGCCUUCACGUACUGGUGACUCUAGGCUGCUUUGCUUUGCCCCUGGCCUUCUUCGCAGCUCUGCUCCACCCUCUCGCUGCGUACUUGCUGCGGAGGGAGCGGACUCCGCUUCAGGAUGCAUGCCUGGAGUACCUGAGGGCGCUUCCAAAGAUUGACACUGCAGAUGCGGCGAAGAGCCACCCAAAGGAUCAAGGCCUGGCACUAAGCAUUCUCUGGGAGUUUUGGGAACACUUCGAGCGCUUCAUCCUGCAAAACCUUGGCGACCACAUCAUGGACAGUGCCUUCGCGCGGGUGCUCCAGUCCGGCGUCCGAGGUGUUUGGUGCCUCUUCGAGUUCCUCUUAUCGAGCCAGCUCAACUUGGACCUGGUCUUCGGGACGGACCUAGGCGUGCUGGGCGAGCAGGGCACGUCGCCCGAUAUCACCUUGGAGAUCGGUCGGAAGCUGGAGACGCUGCAGGUCGCCAAUUGCCACGCCUCCAGCGCAGAGGACAAGCGCAAGAUCUUCGACUUCAUCUGCGCGGAGCUUGGAAGCAUCGAACAUAUGGACAAGCAGAUCAAGAAGCGCAUGAGCCGUAUCUUGCGCCAGAACAU